Molecule: messenger RNA, 2752 nt
Organism: Megalobrama amblycephala (Wuchang bream)
Lineage: Eukaryota; Metazoa; Chordata; Actinopteri; Cypriniformes; Xenocyprididae
Product: asialoglycoprotein receptor 1-like
Exons: 5
Coding region: 1155-2360 (401 amino acids)
Source: RefSeq, a predicted model, not a curated record
CAGAUUUUUUCCGUCACUGCUUAAAAACAUUCCAUCAAUGACGGAAAAUUUUCGGUUAACGCGACCUUUGAGAUUAUAUAUUAUAUACACGCCACACUACGACCGGUGACACUCCACGACCGCGGUGGCGCGGUUGUCAUGCCGACCGUCACAGCCCUAUGUGAGGCAUACAGUUUAUUAGGUAAUUUAGCACUUUUCUUAUUACUUGAAGAUCGGAUCGGAUCGGAUCGGUAUCGGCCGAUACUGAAUCCCAGGUAUCGGAAUCGGUAUCGGAAGCGAAAAAGGCGGAUCGGUGCAUCCCUAGUUAUAUACACAUAUAUAUCUCCAACCUGGUCUCAUACGAAAGACGUAGCCUACCUGUGGGAACGUUUUCGCGAGUCGCCAAAAUACGUACCAAUGCGUAGGCUAUAUAUCACUGCAGUUUCCAACAGAAAUGAACACUAGAGGCUGUAAAACAUUAAGCGUUUUUAAUCGUUUUCAUACACAGUUACGAUUAAGGGGUUAGAUUAUGGAUUAAUAAAGACUUGUUUUCAUGUCUCCUUGCACAAUAUUAUGUUAUGACUUCAAACCGCUUUUUUACCAAAGUGCACGAUUUGUAAACAAAUAUAUUUUGGACUUUGCAUCGCUAAACCAGCUCCAUAGCCUAUGUUUCGCUUUUCUGACAUAACAAACUUGAUUGGUAGCUCAGCUGAUACGAGGAAGCCUUCGGUACGAAUCCCUUGAAAGAUAAAAAGAGCUCAAAGAGAGAUCUAAAGAAGCUAAAACGGCAUGAUUAUGGAUGCUUUUUUGUGUCACAUUUGCUUUUGUUAACACUAUCUGGUAGGUUAAAGUGUAAGUGUGUUAUUUUAAAACGCAAUGGAGUGCAAAUUUCAAAUCAGAAAUUUCAGCAAUUCAACCACCUGUUUCCCUGUUUCACUGUUUCAAGUUCACCAAUCCCAUUGCAGACUUUUGUGACAUUUGUGUUAACUUCCUACAUGUUGCAGGUUCCUUUUUGCAUAAACACAUGAACUAUUAUCAAACACACACAGACAGACAUCAGGAGUACAACAAAUCCUCCUCAGAAAGAUAUUAGUUAGGUAGGAUAAACUUAUAGCUUUGUUCAAUCUUUCACAUUUACAGUUAAUAGGUGUAAAGUUGCAGUCAUCCAAAAGGAAAUGUCUGGGCUUGUGAAUGAUGGUAUGGAUAAAGUUUCGAUGAUGGAAUCAGAAGACAGAAUAGAGAAGACGGUUGAUAUCUACGUCAGUGCUGAGGCUGUAAGAGACAUGAAAUAUAAGAAAGACACGGAGGACUUUAACACAUCGAAAACACAAACCCCUCAACACACAGGAAGUGAUUGUGUGAGGAUCAGAAGCUCCAGAGCAGCUCUAGUGUGUUUGGUUCUGCUGUGUGUUCUUCUGCUGACUGCAGUCAUAGUGCUGUGUGUCCACAUCCAUACAAAGAGCACAAACUACACAGAAGAGAGAGAUCAGCUACUAAACAAGAUUUCCAACAUCACAGAAGAGAGAGAUCAGCUAACAUCCAAGAAUGAAAACCUGACCAAUGAGAGAGUCCAGCUAAUAUUCAAGAACAAAAACCUGACCAAUGAGAGAGACCAGAUAAUAUUCAAGAAUGAAAACCUGACCAAUGAGAGAGACCAGCUCAUAUUCAAGAACAAAAACCUGACCAAUGAGAGAGACCAGAUAAUAUUCAAGAAUGAAAACCUGACCAAUGAGAGAGACCAGCUCAUAUUCAAGAACAAAAACCUGACCAAUGAGAGAGACCAGCUAAUAUUCAAGAACAAAAACCUGACCAAUGAGAGAGACCAGCUAAUAUUCAAGAACGAAAACCUGACCAUUGAGAGAGACCAGCUAAUAAUGAAGAACAAAAACCUGACCAAUGAGAGAGACCAGCUAAUAUUCAAGAAUGAAAACCUUACCAAUGAGAGAGACCUAAGAAAUGAACUUCAGAUUUGUGCUGGAUGGACUUUCUAUCAAUCCAGUCUUUACUACAUAUCCAAUGAGACGAAGAACUGGACUGAGAGCAGAAGAUAUUGUACAGAGAGAGGAGCAGAUCUGAUCAUCAUAAACAACAGAGAGGAACAUGAUUUUGUUAAGAACAUAUCUGGUGCUGCUGUAGUCUGGAUUGGUCUGACUGACAUUGAUGUGGAGAAAACAUGGAAAUGGGUUGAUGGCAGCAACAUGACCUCUGGGUUCUGGGCGUAUAAAGAGCCUGGUGGAGGUAGAGAAGAGAACUGUGUUGUGACUGUUGCUGUGCCCAUAUCCAAAGACUGGCAAAAUUUAGUAGGAUGGCAUGAUGCUGCAUGUAAUAAAGCUUAUCAAUGGAUCUGUGAGAAGAGAAUUGUACAACUCUUACUGCCAUAAGAGCAUCAUCAACAUUAUCUUUUUGACAUAAAUUUAACAGUACAAAACUUCUGUAAUAACUGAUUAUCAUCUAAAGCAGUGUUUUUCAGUCUUGUUAUGGAGGACACUCACAACUGCACAUUUUGAAUGUCUCCUUUGUCAGACACCAUUUCAUGUCCUGGAGUUUUUUUUUUUUUUUUUUUUUUUUUUUAAUGAGCUGAUGAGUUGAGUCAGGGUGUGUUUAAUUAUGGAAACAUACAAAAUGUGUAAAAUUGUACUCCAGAAGUGUGUUCCAUUUGAUCUGAAAUGACUUGCGACUGACUUCUGAUUGACUGAUCAUCUAAUCUUUCCUGCCAGUUGUCUUGUAUUUUGAUUUUUCUAAUUUUUAUUAGUCCAGUUUUUUUUAAACUCUA